AUGGAGUUGACCGGCGGAGACAGCGGCUGUGCUCGCGGCGGGCUCGUCUGCGUGACCGGCGGCAGCGGUUUCAUCGGCUCCUGGCUCGUCCGCCUCCUCCUCGACCGCGGCUACACCGUCCACGCGACCGUCCAGAACCUCCAGGACGAGGGCGAGACGAAGCACCUGCAGGCUCUGGACGGCGCGGACACGCGCCUCCGGCUGUUCCAGAUGGACCUCCUCGACCCCGCGUCCGUCAGGCCGGCGGUCGAGGGCGUCCACGGCGUCUUCCACCUGGCCUCCCCCGUGAUACUGCAGCCCGCACGAGACCCCGAGAACGAGCUGCUGCUGCCGGCGGUCAACGGCACGCUCAACGUCCUCCGCGCCGCCAAAGACAGCGGCAUAAAGCGUGUCGUGCUGGUGUCGUCGCAGACGGCCAUGUGUCCGAGUCCCGACUGGCCUGCCGGCAAGGUCAUAGAUGAAGACUCCUGGGCCGACUCUGAGAUCCUCAAGAAACUUGAGCUUUGGUACAACGUAUCUAAGACGCUGGCAGAGAAGGCUGCGUGGGACUUCGCCGGAGAGGAAGGACUGCAGCUGGCUGUGCUGAAUCCGGCGCUGGUGCUUGGCCCAACGUUGACCCCAGCAGCUACUCCCAGUCUCCGUCUGCUGAUGCUGCUUCUGGGAGGCGAAAGGCUUGACAUGGACCUCUUCUUCAUUGGCUGCGUCGAUGUCAGAGAUGUGGCACAAUCUCUGGUAGUGCUCUAUGAGAACACGUCAGCGCAGGGACGUCACUUGUGCUUGGAGUCCGCCGCACGGCUCAUCGAUGUCCACGAUCAACUUGCUAAUCUUUACCCCGAAUUCCCGGUUCAGAGGAUCCAGGAGGACAAACAGGGCUGGUUGGUGAGAUCGAAGGCUCCGUCCAAGAAAUUGAUCGAUCUGGGUGUUCAUUUCACCCCAUUCGACAAAACUGUCAGUGACACGGUGGAUUGCUUAAGGAGCAAAGGGGAAAUCUAG
Triticum turgidum subsp. durum (durum wheat) is the source of this 993-nucleotide messenger RNA. The record is from the annotation of a GenBank genome assembly. NCBI's taxonomy places the organism in Eukaryota, Viridiplantae, Streptophyta, Magnoliopsida, Poales, Poaceae.